Messenger RNA from Hemibagrus wyckioides, 4617 nucleotides. RefSeq names its product phosphofurin acidic cluster sorting protein 2 (gene pacs2). NCBI's taxonomy places the organism in Eukaryota, Metazoa, Chordata, Actinopteri, Siluriformes, Bagridae. The transcript is spliced from 25 exons. Gene Ontology annotation, molecular function: transmembrane transporter binding. Gene Ontology annotation, biological process: protein localization to plasma membrane. The record is from RefSeq and is a predicted model, not a curated record. The coding region runs from base 207 to 2849 and encodes 880 amino acids.
GGGGUCAGCCGGUACUGCAGUUUUCAGUGCGUAGCUCGAGCGCGGUGUGGGAUGCGAGACAUGAAGCCGCGCGCACCGAGCACGAGCUCUGCACAAUCCGGGGAUUUAUAAAGGCGUGUGUGUGUGUGUGUACGUGCGCGUGCGCGCGUACGCAGUGUAGAACUUUGCUGCUUUUUGUUGUUUUUUUGCCCUCUGGUGUCGCGAGCAUGGCGGAGCGGAGCGGGCGCGUGAGCUUCCCCGGGAGCAGCGCGCUGAACACCCCGGUCCCGAUGAACCUGUUCGCCACCUGGGAGAUCGACGGGAGCUCCGCGAGCUGUGUGCCCAGGUUGUGUAGUUUGACUCUGAAGAAGUUGGUGGUGUUGAGGGAGCUGGAUAAAGAGCUCAUCUCUGUGGUCAUCGCCGUCAAAAUUCAGGGCUCUAAGCGGAUCCUGCGCUCUCAUGAGAUAAUGCUGCCCCCUACAGGCACUGUGGAGACUGACCUCGCCCUCACCUUCUCUCUGCAGUACCCUCACUUCCUGAAGCGAGAAGGGAAUAAGCUUCAGAUUCUGCUGCAGAGGAGGAAACGUUAUAAAAACCGCACAAUUCUGGGCUACAAGACUCUCGCUGUUGGAUCUGUCGACAUGGCUGAGGUGAUGCAGCAUCCUGCAGAUGGAGGACAGGUUUUGUCUCUGUGCAGUAAUCAGAAGGAGUUGAUGGGAAAAGUGGCAGAAAUCUGGAUUUACUCCCUCUGUAGCCAACCAAUCGACCACGAGGAGGCGGGGCUAAUGAAGAUCAAACGUUCUGAGAAUUACUCAGAGGAAGAGUACGAGAGUUUCUCCUCAGAGCAAGAGGCAAGUGAUGAUGCUGCACACACACAGGAUCUUGAAGAUGAUGAGUUUGAUGUGAGGAAGUCUAAAAAACAGCGACGCUCAAUCGUGAGAACAACAUCCAUCACAAGGCAGCAGAACUUUAAACAGCGCGUCGUCGCUCUGCUCAGACGUUUCCGUGUCUCUGAUGAGGUGCUGGACUCGGAGCAGGACCCCGCGGAGCCGCCGCCGGAGGUGGAGGAGGAUCUGGAAAGUCUGGACUUUGAGAACCCAAGUGACAGUCCAGACCUGGAGGACGAUGACAGUGUACUGAGCACGCCCAAACCCCAGCUCAAGCCAUACUUCGAGGGUGUGUCUCUCUCCAGCUCUCAAACGGAGAUUGGCAGCCUUCACAGCGUGAGGAGUCACAGAGAACCGCCCAGUCCGAUGGAUCCUGAUAAGAUGAAGAUAUCUGGAGGAAAGUUUCAAAUGGAUGAAAUGUCUGAUGGCAUCACUUUUUCGCAGCCUGAAGCUUUGACACCAACCACAGAGCUGGAGAUGAUGGACAACAUGGACUCAUUUUUGGAGAAGCUGCCACCUACAGGCCGGAUGAUCAAAACUGAGUCCCUCAUUAUCCAGUCUAACAGGCAGGAGGUGAAGCAGGUCCGCAGAGGGAGGAGUACAUCACUGAAAGAACGACAGACGAGCCGACCGCCGAAUGAGAGAGCCAACAGUCUGGAUAAUGAACAUCCGCUGCAUACACACUGUCCUCUACAGAUUCCCCGUAAGACGGUGUACGAUCAGCUGAAUCACAUCCUGGUGUCUGAUGAUCAUCUUCCUGACAGCAUCAUCCUCAUCAACACCUCUGACUGGCAGGGCCAGUAUCUGUCUGACGUCCUGCAGAAUCACACUCUCCCUGUCGUGUGUACGUUCACCACAGCUGACGUUCAGGCUGCAUUCAACACCAUCAUCUCACGAAUACAGAGAUUCUGUAACAGUAACUCCAUCACUCCGUCCCCGGUGAAGAUUGCAGUUGCAGGUGCUCAGCAUUACCUGUCGUCUGUGCUCCGCCUCUUCGUAGAUCAUUUGACUCACAAGACUCCUGAUUGGUUGGGCUACCUGCGCUUUCUCAUUAUUCCACUAGGAGCCCACCCUGUGUCUGAAUACUUGGCCAGUAUUGAUUACAGGUAUAACAACCUGUUCAAGGACUCAGCAUGGAGAGAUUUAUUCUACAAACCUGAAGCUCCAGUUAUAGUGCAGGAGAAUCCUGAUGUAGUCUCCAGAGUAACUCAGUACAUGUUGGGAGCAAAUGGAGCAUAUCAGCUGCCCAUAGCAGAGGCUAUGCUAACAUACAAGCAAAAGAGGAAAAAGAGUUUUCAUUUUGAUUUUGCAGUAAGUCCAGACGAAGACUCGUGUCAGAAAUUCAUCCCCUUCAUAGGGAUGGUGAAGGUGGGGCUGGUGGAACAGAGCUCUGCUGUAUCAGGUGACUCAGAUGAUGCAGCUCCAUUAGCAUCUCUCCUCUCCUCCACUCCUCCACAGAUCUCUCCAGCUUUGAAAGAAGCUUCUCCCACUCCUCCGUCCUCUCCCUCCAUCCACUCGUCCCUCUGCGGUUCCCCUGGGAGUGGACAGGGGGAGCUGAUGGGGCUGCAGGUGGAUUACUGGGUCGCACCGUCAGAAAAGAAGAGAGACGUGGAGAAAAGAGAUACAGUCACUAAAAACACGCUCAAGUGCACCUUCCGCUCACUUCAGGUUAGCCGCCUCCCACUGUGUGGAGCAGACGCGGGGCCAACCAUGUCCAUGAAUGUUGUCACCAAGGAGAAAAACAAGAAAGUGAUGUUUCUACCAAAGAAAACAAAAGAUAAAGAUGUGGAGUCAAAGAGUCAGGUGAUUGAAGGAAUCAGCCGAUUGAUCUGCACUGCCAAACACCAGCAGACCAUGCUGAAAGUGUCUGUAGAUGGCGUGGAUUGGAGCGAUGUGAAGUUCUUCCAGCUCGCUGCUCAGUGGUCAUCUCAUGUUAAGCACUUUCCCCUUGCCAUCUUCGGACACACCAAAGGACCCUACUGAGCUUUGACCUUUUGUGCCAGCUUCCUUUACCCUGCUCCUAGACCCCACCCCACUCCAUCCUUUAAACUCUCCUGUGUUUUUAAGCCUAACUGAAGACUAAUGAACUGAUCGACUGAUCAUGUGGAUUGAUUAACUGGCUAACUGACACCUGUCCCAGUGUCCAGGAAUAUGCCAGGGUGUGAUCUGCGAUGGCAGGAUGACAGAAACGUCACUCACUUUUAUUUUACUGGACAGGUUUAUCACUUCUCUCCUUCUGUUUGUGUGGCUGCUAAACAUCAGGCUUCACUCCAGUAACACACACAAUGAUGCACUUUUCAAUCCUGAUUCGAUUCAUUUGAAUUGCUCAUGCACGUGAAUCGAACUUUGUCACAUUUUACUUGAUUCACAUGAUUUCAUGAUUCAGCUUAUUUAAGUGAAUCAUGCUUUGUGAUAUUUGAUUCAUUUGAUUGACAUGACUCACUUUUGAUUUUUUCGAAACAAGCCAUUGAAACGAAUUGAACUGGGUUAUGAUUCACUUUAUAUUUUAUUGUGUUUAAGUGAUCAUUAAUGUCUCUUUUCUGCGUUUGCUCUAGUCUACUGUCUGUUCUCACUGUGUGUGUGUCUGUGUGAAUGUUGAAGGGUAAAGCACUUUUUAUGUGUUAAUUUAAGAACAGCUUCCUGGCUCUUAGACUCUCACAUGCCUGUUCGCAUUAAAGCCAUAAAACAUGGACACUAGUGAUAAAUAUUUAGUUUAAUAUUGUUUUAUGUAUUUAUUUAUUUUUAUCAGCAGUGUUUGACCUGCAGCACAGGUUGUGUGUAUUUAUUAAUGAUGUUUCAGAUGAAGUGUGUAAGCAAACAGAGAGCUUUCAAACACACACACACACACAUGUUAAAGAUGCACUAUAAGAGGCUUGUAGCACAAUUAUAAACCCCUUAUGAAGUGCAUAUGAAGAGCACUGUUACAGCAUCAUUACUGUCAGUAUUUCUGCUCUUUUUUAUCAUUAAAUUAUUAAUGAGUUUGUUCGGUUUAAAUACUCCUUUUAUUCCAAUGAGCAGUGUAAAGAUAUGACCCUUGCUGAGGGAAAAAAAAUAACAUUUCCUUCCAUUACAUUACAAAAUCUUGUGUGUUUAUUUUAUUCUUAAACACCACCGGACCUCAGUGAGAACAGAUGGAACCUUUAUGAGCAGAUGACCACCAGAUAAACCAUCAGGAACCAUUAGGUUCUACACCACAUUCUAUUAGACGACAGUUACAGCCCAGCAGUACCCCAUUAGAACCCAUUAGAACAUGCUGGAAGUGUGUGAUGUUUUAGUGGUGAGACGUCCGGCUAACGAGGAGGGACAAUGCUCUAGAAGGUCGUGCAGAAUCACACAAAAUACACUCAGAGACAGUGUUUAAAAAAAAAACUGAAAAGUGAAAGCUCUCUCAUGGUCAGUCAGGAUAUUAGCUAGUUUAGCGUACUACAAGGUCACCCAGCAAUAAGGAAUUGUGCUGUAGCGCUCUGGAUGUCUGAAUAAACUGAAGAACCAGGAAACACUGAGUGUGUGUGUGUGUGUGUGUGUGUGUGUGUGUGUGUGUGUGUGUGUGUGUGUGUGUGGAGCUGCAGGACUUUGGCAUUCUUUUCACCUCAUAAAUGCUCCAUAAAGAUGUGUGUUCCAGUUUCUACAGCAGGAAGGACAGAUGGGACAUUAUCUGGUCAAUGUUUGUAAAAGUUAAGAAAAAAAAACAGUUUAAAAUACUACCACUGUGUUUCCUGAACUGGGAAAAAUAAUAAACUACACACACUAA